This is a messenger RNA of Tigriopus californicus, 701 nucleotides long. Its product is annotated as putative ferric-chelate reductase 1 homolog. The transcript is spliced from 3 exons. The coding region runs from base 126 to 671 and encodes 181 amino acids. The record is from RefSeq and is a predicted model, not a curated record. Lineage: Eukaryota; Metazoa; Arthropoda; Copepoda; Harpacticoida; Harpacticidae. Gene Ontology annotation, biological process: regulation of glutamate receptor signaling pathway.
CAUUCCUCAUCUAUGUGUAUGACACACUUGAAACAGCUUUGAUUAGCUUUAUCUCCCUAUCUACUUGUUAUUAUUGGAGCUAUUUGUUGCAACUCACCCCAUUCAGUCAAUUGACGAAUAUCAAAAUGUUAUGUGCAUCAUUUGGCAUCCUUUCCCUUUUGGCCUUUGUGGCACACGCUCAUGUCAUCACCCCCAGUGAGGAUGGUGAUAUCUCCUUCAAAUAUUACCCCUCCCAAUCUAAUGGAGACGUGUUGACCUUUGAACUAAGUGGACCUGCUCCCAAUGAGACUAGCUAUGUGGCCUUGGGAUUGUCUUUGGACCAAAAGAUGGGCGACGAUAGUGUUGUGGCUUGCGCACUCAAGGACGGAAAGCCCGAUGUCCGGAUGUACUGGAACUUGAACAAUCCCUACACCAGUGUUCCUUUGGCCAAGCCAUCAACCGGCCUCUCGGCCUUGGAGGUCUCGAUCAAUGAUGGGUUGAUCUCUUGCAAGUUUGACAGAGACUUUGUGACCACAUUCGAUACUCCAACCAAGCCCUCCAAGUCCGUGACCAUCGACAUGACCAAGACUCCUUACUUCACCCUCUUGGCCGUUGGACCUUUGAAGGAUAAUGGCAAUGUAAAUCACCACAAGGAAGUGAUUGUAAGCGACAAGGCUGAAAUCUUGGCCUAACUUAAAGAAUAAAGUUGUGUCUUUGAUGAA